This is a messenger RNA of Owenia fusiformis, 2098 nucleotides long. Lineage: Eukaryota; Metazoa; Annelida; Polychaeta; Sabellida; Oweniidae. The record is from the annotation of a GenBank genome assembly.
UGACACAUCGACAAUGAGUAAUUGUACGAACACAGAAAAUUCAAUAUAUUGUUCGGUGAAUUUGGCGUUCGGAAAUUUCACGCAUAGUUCGUGCUUUGUUUCCCGGAAUAAACAACAACUUGGGAUUUAUGAACGAUCUACCGAUAUGAGACCAAAGAAGAGAGAUCGCAAUGAUCGCCAGGAAGCCAAAGAACAGUUUGAGUCCGCCAACUCUGACCACGAGCUGUUCUUACAAGCGUUUGAGAAACCCACACAGAUAUACAGAUACCUCAGGAAUAGGAGUAUUGUUUCCCCAAUAUUUCUGCAUCGCACACUCAGCUAUAUGAGGAAGCGAAUGUCCAGAUCUCAUCGUUCAAGAGCAGGGUUUAGGAUAAAUGACAUCUUGCAAGGUGUGGAGGGGAGUAUGGUUCCUUUGAAGACAUCACAACCAGCAGACUCUCUCUGUGUAAAGUUCACUGGGUUCAUUGAUAAAGAAAACCUCAUUGAGGAUGACCAAAUCACCCUUGAGGUUAUCUUGUUGAGGAUGCCUCUAAAGAAAAGGAAGCAAGAUGUUCCCGAGAGUGAAGAACGAAUAGUUCUUGGACAGGUUGAAGUUGGUGUGAACCCCCCUGCUGGUGCACCCUCCUCCAAGAUUUGUGUUCCCCCAAAGCUCCUGGCUCCCACCUCCAAGAGCCCCCUAUCUACUCUUUUACUAAGAACUUGCAACAAGAAACAAGAAGCUCUUACAGAACGUGACAACAUGGCAGAACCAGUUCCCGUUAAAAGAACCAAAAUUGGCAAAUAUUGGUAUGAGAACUACAACCCUGUCUAUGGCGGUGAAUUGAUGGUGUUUGAUAAAAGCAAUAUGAUUGUACUGACGGAGGGAGAAUAUGAACUGUCUUUGUGUGAUGUGGGACUCAAGACAAGCCAAAUCAUGCACUCUGCCUGGGAAAAUGUGCCUCAUAUUAAGGAUAUUUCUCCAGCUACCAGUUUCUUAAAGAGUCCUGUUUUGAAGAUGAACAUCACCUGGAUUCCAUCAGUUCCUAUUAUCCCCCCUAAACCACCCUCUAAACCCACCACUAAACAACAGUCUAUAUCACCAUCAAAAGCACCCUCCAUAUCACCCUCUAAACCAGCCAUAUUACCCACAUCGAAUGUAACAACUGAUAUUACAAGCACAACAGAUUUAAAAUCUACUAUUAUACCUACUAUUCCACCCUCUAUUCAACCCCAAGUAAAGCAGGAAAUCAGUACAGAGAUGAUGCCAACAUUAUCUGACUCUCUUUCCAAUUCAUUAUGCACAAAAGGCAUAGAUGCCAAGGAAGGUCACGUGUUGAAGAAGAGCUCACGUGUGUUCUACAAUUUCAUUUACAACAACGGAACCCAACACCAAACUGAGUCCUAUGAUAACGUUCACUGCCCAUGGUGCCUGAUCAACUGUAUGCAAUUAUAUAGUCUCCUGAAACACCUCAGAUUGAACCAUGCCAGGUUCAACUUUGUUUAUUCGCCUCACGCCAAAGGUGCCAAGAUAGAUGUCUCUGUGAAUGAGUGCUAUGACGGGUCUUAUGACGGCAACCCUCAGGAUGUCCACUCCCACCAUGGCUAUGCUUUCAGCAGGGAUGGACCAGCAAGGCGCACAGAGAUAACUCAGGUAUUGGUGAACAGACCUAAGAAAUUGCUAUGGAGUCUGACAGAGUUUCUAGAACAAGAUGAAGCAGACAUUUAUGACAACAUUCAGUAUGUGCAAGGCCAUAACAGACUGUACUACCACACUGUAGGGACCCAACCAUUGUGGCCAGAAGAGAUUGAAGUUGACAGUGAAGAAGAGAAUGACCCUCUCUGGAUGAGACAGAAGACUGUUAAUCUUAUUGAAGAGUUCAGUGAUGUGAAUGAAGGAGAGAAGGAAGUGAUGAAAAUGUGGAACCAUCAUGCAAUGCACAACAAUUAUGUUGGUGACUGUGAAAUGGGACAGGCAUGUGUGGACUUUGCAGAAAAGUUCAAAGAGGAGCUAGAACGUAAGAAACUAAAGCGUAAUCUCCUACUACACUUUGUUAACCUCUUCGACUUUGGCCUCAUACAACCAGACAUUGUAUACAAGGCUAUGGCUGUGUUGGACUAA